ACCUUCGACAUCGGGGGUGCUAUAGUAGUAGUAUCAGAGAUAUCUAGACUCUUCUGUACCGAACACACUGUGUAGACUCUAGACUGUGACCCUGCGAGGACAUGCUCGGAAGAUCGAUCGCUAGCAGGACGAUCACAAGACAAGCAACCGUCAUCAUCCCGUGUCCGACUUUCCGCACGUUACCGACGCUGUUGCAACUUCGACCUCGACCAUCUCGGUCCUUGCAACGACAGCCACCCGCUCAACGAUCCAUCAUGUCCGCCAGCCUCAAUAACGACAAAGAAUACCUGGCUAUCUCGCAGGACGAGACUGUUUAUCAGCCGUUCUUGCUCAGCCCGAUCCCGGGAGCGGAAAAGACGCCUGAUGGGGAACUGGCGGUCGAUAAGGAUGACUGGGUACAGGGACUCGAGCUGGAUCACGUCAAGGGGAUGGUCAAAAGCGUUCCGGAGGGCAGAAGGGUGAAGAUCUUGAUCUUGUAUGGGAGCUUGAGAGAACGCUCCUUCUCCCGAUUGAUGGCCUACGAAGCAGCCCGGAUCCUACAUACCAUCGGCUGCCAAGUCAGGAUUUACGAUCCUCUCGGUUUACCUGUAAAGGACGAUACGCAGCACGACCACCCAAAAGUACAGGAACUGAGACAGUUGAGCGAAUGGAGCGAUGGGCAGUUUUGGUGUUCGCCGGAACAGCAUGGGAAUGUGACGGCGGUGUUCAAGAAUCAGAUCGACUGGAUCCCGCUCUCUGUGGGAUCCGUACGACCAACACAGGGCAGGACCGUCGGGCUAUGUCAGAUCAACGGUGGAUCGCAGAGUUUCAACACGUUGUCGUUUUUACGGAAUCUGGGAAGGUGGAUGAGGAUGUUUGUCAUUCCGAACCAGUCCUCCCUACCACUAGCUUGGAAAUGUUUCACCCCGGCCGGCCGCCUCCUCCCCUCUUCAAACCGGGACCGCCUGGUAGACGUCUGCGAAGAACUCGUCAAGUUUACCGUCCUCCUCCUCCCGCACUUCCAGGUCUUGGGUGAUCGGUAUAGCGAGCGAGAAGAGAAGCGCGUGAAAGGGAGGUUGUUGACGCAGGCGGAGAAGGAAAAGGAGAAGGAUGCGUCGUUGGCAGCGUCCAAAGACAGGGAGAGGUUGAAGGAUCUGCACAAGGCGCAUGAUGGGAGCAAGUGAGAGGACAUUGCAUUGUGUAGAGGUGCUUAGACGUCGGGGUGGUGUAUCGAGUAGAUGCCCGCCUGUGAAGCUAUUCGGUCGGUUUGGGCUCAUUGGGCACAGAACUUGGCGGGAGAUCUCAAGGCCCACCCGUAGUGCCCGCGCUGUCUAACAAUCAACAAACAGAUUCCACAAUAAAAGGUUGGGACCGUGCAUCUUGAAUUGAAGCGCCUGUCGCACCAGAAUUCCAUGCGGAAAACGAGUUCAAUGAAGGUUUCGCGCAGGGAAAGAAAAUCCUAAACAGCGGGAUCCUCGCCUGUGAACGGGCACGGUGCGCCCUCGCCAUCCUUAUGCGGGUUGAAAUUGGUGCAAGGUAGCUUGUAUGAAGUCAUUUCAGCUCGAGAGAUUAUGACGAUGUCAGCCGC
This is a messenger RNA of Filobasidium floriforme, 1567 nucleotides long. Its product is annotated as arsenic resistance protein ArsH. Lineage: Eukaryota; Fungi; Basidiomycota; Tremellomycetes; Filobasidiales; Filobasidiaceae. Bases 102 to 1163 code for a protein of 353 amino acids. The record is from RefSeq and is a predicted model, not a curated record. The transcript has 5 exons. Gene Ontology annotation, molecular function: oxidoreductase activity.